Messenger RNA from Archocentrus centrarchus (flier cichlid), 5238 nucleotides. It is a transcript of the gene per1b, whose product is annotated as period circadian clock 1b. Gene Ontology annotation, molecular function: transcription corepressor binding; transcription cis-regulatory region binding. Gene Ontology annotation, cellular component: cytoplasm; nucleus. Lineage: Eukaryota; Metazoa; Chordata; Actinopteri; Cichliformes; Cichlidae. The coding region runs from base 675 to 5006 and encodes 1443 amino acids. The transcript has 20 exons. Gene Ontology annotation, biological process: entrainment of circadian clock by photoperiod; circadian regulation of gene expression; negative regulation of transcription by RNA polymerase II. The record is from RefSeq and is a predicted model, not a curated record.
CUGCGUGUAAACUACAGUUGGUGGAAGAACAAAAAAUGUCUGGAGAGCCAGUACUGACCGUCAAGCGAAGACAGUCGUUGCUAUCGGGAUUUAUGCUGACUAUUUCAAGACUUUUGAGUACCUCACCGUGGGUGAUCGAAACGAUUGCGUUAUUGUUAUUUUGAACCAUAUUUAAGGUGGCCUUUAGCGCCUAGAGCAGCACAUCUCUAAAGAAGCGAGAAGACCAGAUACAGAGUGAAAGGAAUGUUUUUUGCUCUCACCGAGAGCUGUUUUUCUCACUCUCCCUCACAAUCUCUCAUCCCAUCUGUUGGAGCACUUAUGCCAAGGCUGUUUCAUAACCAGAAAUUCAUGUCUUGUCUGCAGCGCUUUGAGUGACACUUCUUCCCAAGAUAAUUAUUGUUCUGUUUGUUUAGAAAGACAACUUUUGCUUUUAAGUGAUUUGUAACAACCUGCAAUUUUUUUUCUGAAAAUCUGCAAAGAGAAGAUUUUCAAAGGAAACAGGAGAAACGAUGAUGCGCUCUGUGUUUUUUUUAUUUUAAUUUUUAACUAGCAGCCAACAACUAUGAUUCACAAGUGUGUACAUAGCAGUCCCACUUAAGUUAAAGUUGCUGCUUUUUUUUUUGGCCUUGGCUGACCCCCUCAAUCAAGCUGUACCAGCCUCAUCUUACACUAGUAUGAGUUAUGACAACUCUAAAUCAACGCCCAGCAGCAGCACUUGGGGGCGAAUGGCAGGGGGCGACAAGAAAGACCAGGAAGCGGAGUCCCAAGGGUUAAGUGUGCAGAAAACCAGCAGUGGUCAGCUCGGUGACAGUGUCACCCAAACGGGCCAGAGGAGUGGAGCGGGAGGAGGCUCAUCCCCCAGCGAAGGAUCUCGAUCCGGAGGUUCAUCUGGAGAUCAGAGGGGGCCGGCAUCAGAUGAUAUGGACGGGAUCUCAAGUGGGAACGACUCCGGAGAGAGGGAGAGUGAGGGCGGGAUGGAGAGGGAGAACAGGUCUCACGGGCAUCAGUCCGCACGGAGCUCCCACAGUUCUUCAAACGGCAAGGAUUCUGGCAUGAUACUGGAGACUACAGAGAGCAACAAGAGCUCCAACUCCCAGAGCCUGUCACCUCCCAGUGGCUCCCUGGUCUACAGCCUGCCAUCGAGCAGCUCGGAGCACGACCCCCACUCCACCUCUGGAUGCAGCAGUGGCCAGUCAGCCAGGGUCCAGACGCAGAAGGAGCUAAUGAAGGCCAUCAAAGAGCUGAAGCUCCGACUGCCAGCUGAGCGCAAGGUCAAGGGUCACUCCAGCACUCUAAACGCACUCAAGUAUGCUCUGCAGUGUGUCAAACAAGUCCGAGCUAACAAGGAGUACUAUCACCAGUGGAGUGUGGAGGAGUGUCACGGCUGCAGCCUGGACUUGUCCACCUUUACGAUCGAGGAGCUUGACAACAUCACUUCAGAAUACACCCUCAAAAACACUGACACGUUCUCCAUGGCAGUAUCAUUCUUGUCAGGGAAGGUUGUGUACGUAUCGCCCCAGGGCUCAUCCCUGUUGCGUUGUAAGCCCGAGUGUCUCCAAGGAACCAUGUUUUCUGAUCUUUUGGCUCCACAAGACAUCAGCACCUUCUACAGCAGCACGGCACCCUGCCGCCUGCCCGCCUGGGCUUCCUGCAUCGGGUCUGUGUCUCCUCCAGUCGACUGCACCCAGGAGAAGUCCAUGUUCUGUCGGCUCAGUGCUGACCGGCCGCAGGGCGGCGAGAUGCGCUAUUACCCCUUUCGCCUCACGCCCUACCAGCUCACCAUCAGAGACUCGGACGCCGCUGAGCCGCAACCCUGCUGCCUGCUGAUCGCAGAGAGGGUCCACUCUGGAUACGAGGCUCCUCGCAUCCCACCCGACAAGAGGAUCUUCACCACUAGUCACUCUCCCAGCUGCCUCUUCCAGGAAGUUGAUGAGAGGGCAGUGCCACUGUUGGGCUACCUCCCUCAGGACUUGGUCGGGACACCCAUCCUGCUCUACAUCCACCCUGAGGACAGGCCCAUUAUGGUGGCUAUACAUGAGAAGAUCUUUCAGUUUGCCGGGCAGCCGUUCGACUACUCGCCCCUGCGUAUGUGCGCUCGCAGCGGGGAGUAUCUCACCAUGGACACCAGCUGGUCUUCCUUUGUCAACCCCUGGAGCAGAAAGGUGGCGUUCAUCGUGGGACGGCACAAAGUCAGAACGAGCCCCCUGAAUGAAGACGUGUUCACCAUGCCGCAGGACUGCGAGAGUCGCACCACCACGCCCGACAUCGUCCAACUGAGUGAGCAGAUCCACCGGCUCUUGGUGCAGCCGGUGCACAGUGGCAGCUCUCAGGGCUACAGCUCGCUUGGGUCCAGCGGCUCACGGGGCUCCCACCGCUCCAACCAACAGCACCUCAGUGCCUCGGCCGCCUCUUCCAGCGAAAGCAACAGCCCUGUUGUAGAUGAAGUCGCGGGCGCAUUGCACAAACCUAUGACGUUCCAGCAGAUUUGCAAAGACGUCCAUAUGGUGAAAACAAACGGGCAGCAGGUUUUCAUCGAGUCUCGCAACCGCCCACUGCCAAGAAAAAACACCGGUACAGGCACAGCAGGCAUCAGAGCGAUCAACAGUGAUCCAAUCAGAGGGUUGAUAGCGGACAUGACAAAUCCGUGCAAAAGUUUGGUCCCUGCACCACUUGUACAGAAGGAGCCGUCUACUAGCUACUCCUACCAGCAGAUCAACUGUCUGGACAGCAUCAUUAGGUACUUGGAGAGCUGCAACAUUCCUAAUACUGUUAAAAGGAAGUGUGGGUCUUCCUCCUGCACUGCCUCCUCAACGUCUGAUGAUGACAAACAGGAGCCCAGCGGCAACAGCAAAGGUGGUUCAGUUAACCUCGUAGGUGAACCACCUCCUCUGCCUCCCCUGACCAUGGCCACAAAGGCAGAGAGUGUAGCCUCAGUUACGUCUCAGUGUAGCUUCAGCAGCACCAUCGUCCAUGUGGGAGACAAGAAGCCUCCCGAGUCAGACAUCGUCAUGGAGGAAGCUCCUACAACUCCCACGCUGGCUCCUCCCUAUGCUGCACAGACUCCUCCCACUACCAUCACCCUGACUCCUCUCGCAAGCAGUUCAGCGCUUCCCACAAAUGCAGCCAUCGCUCCUCCUCUCCCUCCCCCUCCGCCACCACCUCCUCUUCUCCCUCAAGCCAGCCAGCCAGAUAGAGACAGCCGGAGAAGUGGAAGUGUAGGAGGCGGAGCAGCGGGAGGUGGAGGUGGCCGGCUGGGUCUUACCAAGGAGGUGCUGUCCGCCCACACUCAGCAGGAGGAGCAAGCCUUCCUCGACCGCUUCAAGGACCUCAGCAAGCUGCGUGUUCUCGAUCAGACGGUGUCUUCGACUGUGCGCUGCCGCACCGCAGCUGUCAACCCUCUGUCACAAGGAGUGCGUUGUUCCCGUGACUACCCAGCUGCAGGAGGUGGCACCGGUCACAGACGUGGUCGGGGCGGUAAGAGACUCAAGCACCAGGAGUCUUCUGACCAGCCCAGCUCUCUGGGCCUGAGUGGGAGUCGACAAGACCCCAGAAGCAGCACUGCUCCCAUGCCUCUCAACGUGCCUCUCGUUCCUCCCACAACCUCAUCCUCCUGGCCUUCUGUAGGCUCCCAGGCUAGCAUGCCCUCUGCUCCUUUUGCCCCUGGUAUGCUUCCAAUCUACCCUGUCUACCCACCUCUUACACAGCCGUUACCUGUCCCAGAUCCGUCACGUUUCCCCCCUGCCCAGAUGGUUCCUCCCAUGAUGGCCUUUGUUCUACCCAACUACAUGUUCCCGCAGAUGGGAGUGCCCAUCUCUCAGCCAGGCUCAACUCCCGGACACUUUUACAAUCCUAACUUCAGUUACCCUGGGGUCCCCACAGCCACUGUCCCUACUACUUUGUCCAACCCAGUGCCCACGCCAGGCACCUGCGCCCCGUCUCGCAGUAGCACGCCGCAGUCUUACACUCAGACGCCAGUCGAUCGUGAAGGUGCAGAGUCUCCCCUCUUCCAAUCCCGAUGCUCCUCCCCUCUCAACUUGCUUCAGCUGGAGGAAUCGCCGAGCAACCGGUUAGAGGUUGCCACGGCACUAGCAGCAUCUCAGCAGGCUUCGCCUUCGGUGCAGGGCGGAGCAGCCAGAGGACAGAGCUCAGCCAAUCAGAGGAGCUCGGAUGAUACCUCCAAGGAAAAUGAGAAUGCUGAGGCUAAUGAGUCCAACAAUGAUGCCAUGUCCACCUCCAGCGACCUGCUGGACAUGCUGCUCCAGGAAGACUCACGCUCAGGCACUGGCUCAGCUGCCUCUGGUUCAGGGUCUUCGGGAACAAGAUCCUCGGGAUCAGGCUCCGGUUCCAAUGGCUGCAGCUCAUCUGGCACCAGCGGCACCAUCAGUAGCCAGGGGACCCACACCAGCAAGUACUUCGGCAGCAUCGACUCAUCGGAGAACGACCAUUCUCGCAAACAGCCAGCAGGGGGCAGCAGCAGCGCGGGAGGAGACGGUGGAGAGGAGCAGUUUAUCAAGUGUGUGCUGCAGGACCCCAUCUGGCUGCUGAUGGCCAACACAGACGACAAGGUCAUGAUGACGUAUCAGCUGCCUGUCAGGGACAUGGAGACGGUGCUGCGAGAGGAUCGUGAGUCCCUGAGGAACAUGCAGAAACACCAGCCACGCUUCACAGAGGAGCAGAAGAGGGAGCUGAGCCAGGUCCAUCCCUGGAUCCGCACAGGACGCCUGCCACGAGCCAUCAACAUCUCCGGCUGUACCGGCUGCAAGUCCCCCCCCGCCGUUCCUCCAGCUGCACCGUUCGAUGUGGAGAUCCACGAGAUGGAGUUGUGCAGCGUGCUCAAGGCUGAGGAGGAGAGCGCCGGCGAGACGAUGAAAAAUCUCUCGGAGACAGCUCACCCGGAAGACGAAGAGGACCAAGGCGUUGAUGAUAAAGGAACCAAAAAGCAAGACAGCAGCCAAGACAUGGCAGCAGAGGAGCAGAGGAUGGGAUCAGACAAAAAUGAGACUUAGCUGCUUAAGCCUGACAGGACUCACCACAUAGGUGGCCCAAAGUGAAAAGCACUAGCGCUCAUCAUGAGCUUCAUCAUGAGGCAGUACGCACCUUGCAGGACUUCCCGUGCUCAAAGCAUCAUUACACAGGGUGCAAAAUGAGCUCUGCUGGGAUGCUGAGGUGCAUAUUGAUCCGGAAAACUUCCAUUUAUUGUUGGACAGCAGGUCAGGGAGGACAUGUUGAUUCCUUGAG